Molecule: messenger RNA, 6063 nt
Organism: Mobula hypostoma (lesser devil ray)
Lineage: Eukaryota; Metazoa; Chordata; Chondrichthyes; Myliobatiformes; Myliobatidae
Gene: ska3
Product: spindle and kinetochore associated complex subunit 3
Exons: 10
Coding region: 79-1419 (446 amino acids)
Biological process (GO): mitotic cell cycle; chromosome segregation
Cellular component (GO): spindle microtubule; outer kinetochore; kinetochore
Source: RefSeq, a predicted model, not a curated record
CGCAGCUUCCGGCUGGUGUGUUUGGACACGGAUGUGGUGUUGUGAGGGCGACCGUUAAACUGUUUGUUUCCAACAGAGAUGGAUGUAACAGCUAAUUUCUUCACUAAGUUGAAAACGCUUGCAGUAAAUUUGGAGAAAGAGGCAAAAUAUUUGGACAAUGCUUUGAAUAAUGAUUAUGACCAUGAAGAAGCUGCUCGCAUAAAGAUGCUUCAUGAAUUACAUUCAGAAGUUAGAAAUAUUAAGGCAGAUCUUCACAAAAAAUUAGAAACUCUUGAAACAGAAAACAGAGAUAAUAGUGCAUUAAUUAGAGCUUUCCAGACACUGCACCAGAAGAAUACUGCAGACCUUGAGGAAAUCGAAGAACACUUUCAAAAUUAUGGGUAUGAGCCCUUGCAUAAAAAUGAUGAAGAACCACAGAUGAAACUUACAGAAACUGAAACUGAAUUGGCUGAAAAUUCUGAACCCAAUCUUGAAUCACAGAACGAUGAAGUUACUACUCCAACGCAUGAAAAGCCUUUGCUAAAUGACCCUACGCGUACCCCUCAGCUUGAAGAUUUUGGACUUGGUCAUUUAAUGUUUCAAAGUGCUUGGGGGGUACCAGAAUGUCCUCUGCCUUCAGAUCCCAAAAUGACUGGAAAUUACGAUAUGCAAUCUUCCACAUUUCAAGUUCCAGUUAUGCCAAAGACACCAAAAUGUACAUUGCAGCUGGGAGAUGAUAUGCUUCUUACACCCAAGAUGGAAAAUUUUGAAAUUGAUGAACAUACAGGCUAUGUAAACGACUUUACUUUGGCACUGUAUAAUAAACGUGAUCAACUGAAUAUCAACAGUUGUAAUCCUCUAUCAACUGCAGACGAUCAACCACAGAAAGCACCUUCACUGAAGGAUGACUUUGUGCAUUGUAUGUCACACCCAUCAGUGUUGAAUGAUAAGUUGAAUUCUCCUCUGCCUCCUGUGUUCUGCACACCUGGUUUGAAAAUAAAUAAGGCUAACCACCAAGUUUCAGUGGUUGAAGAUAGGAAAUCAAAUGGUUCAAUUUCUUCACCAGUAGUACCAAACUUUGAAACGCCCUGGCUGAAAAGGCAAUCUACUUUGCAACAUCUUAAAAAUGAGGCAUGUGUACAAAAAGAAGCAUCAGAUGAACUUGAUUUAAAAGAACCUCAGCUACCAGCUAUGAGCUCCAUUGGCUUUCUGAAUGGAUACAACAAAUCGCCAUCACCUCCGCCGAUAAUGACUAACUAUGAAAUUCUUUUUGAUACACCAAAAGUUCCAGAAAUGACCGCACAAAUUCCAAGCGAUGUUCUAAAGAUUCUGUCAUCUUAUGAUACAAAUCGACACAAAUCUAACAGGGAAAAUUUGACUUCCUUUGAUCUACUGACUCCUGUACCAAGGAAUAAAUUUGUAAAGGAAAACAGAAUGUGAUCUGUUUGUACAUUGAAGUCUUGGCACAAGAAAUUCAAAAAUAAAUGUAAUUAGUUGGAAAAGUCUGAAUAUGACCAGAAGUGUGGUUCUGGAAGAGGAACUGUGCUGUUGAAAGCCAGGUGUGGAAGCAACAACAGAUCCAUAUAGGCUGAAGUGAUACAUGUAAAUAGUUCUUGUAGAAUAAAUUCAAUUAAUAGUGAAACAUAUAGUUUCCAUAUUCUUGGCAUAUUGCAAAGGUAGAUCAAAUAAUUACUUUAAAGUGCAGUUAGGUAUGUGAAGAAAUGUAUUUUUGAAGCUCAAUAUGCUAGAAUAAGAUGCAUUAUUUGAAGCUAAAUUACUGAUUUUGUGAUUAUGGAAUUGAUUUUAAAUUCAAACAAAGUUAUAACACUGGUCAUCAUGAUCAUAAUUUCUGUAAAAUUCUCAAUUUUGUACAUUAGUUUUUUAUAAAAUUGGUUUAUGUAUUAUUUUCAUUAGCAAAUAAAGUAUACACUUGGGGUACAUGAGGAUUUCAAACAUUUCAUUUGAAGAACUACCAUCAAGAAACAGCUGGAGGGGAAAUCACUGAGGAAACCCCAGGUCAAACUCGUUUCCAUGUAUUGUCCUUUCUGCUAAUCUAGUACUUACAUUUUUAUUUUCUAUUGUUAGCCAUCAGGAUAAAGUAGCCAGUUAGAAACAACAUUGAGGAGGAGGAGCCCAAAGGUAGAGUGGAUGGCUGUCUCUGACUGAAAAGUGAUGAGUGCUGAGCCACAGGGAUCAUUUCUCAUUUUGUUGUUUAUCAUCUAUAUUAAUGAGUUAGAUGAACAUAGAACAGUACAGCGCCUUUGACAUUGUGCCAACCUUUUAACCUACGCUAAGAUCAAUCUAACCCUUCCCUCCCAUAAAGCUUUUUCUUUCAGCCAUGUGCCUGCCUAAGUCUCCAUAAUGCAUGCAUUCCAUGCACUUACCACUCUCUGUGUAUAUAUUAAAAACACACACACCUCUGCUCUCCCCGCCCCGCCCCCCCCAUUUCUAAAAUCACCUUUAAAAUAUAUAUUAGCCAUUGCCACGUUAGGGGAACAAGGUAAAAGGUGCUGACUGUCAAUCUAUGCCUGUUGUACACCUCUAACCUUUAUCAAGUCUUUUCUCAUAAGACAUGCUCUAAUCCAGACAGCAUCUUGUUAAAUCUCCUCUGCAUUCUCUCUAAAGUUCCCUAUAAUGAGCAGAUCAAAACUGAACAGUCCUGAUGAAGGGUCUCGGCCUGAAACGUCGACUGUACCUCUUCCUAGAGAUGCUGCCUGGCCUACUGUGUUCACCAGCAACUUUGAUGUGUGUUGCUUGAAUUCCCAGCAUCUGCAGAAUUCCUGUUGUUUACAAUGCUACAAGUAUGGUCUAACCAGAGUUUUUAUAAGAGUUGAAACAGUACUUUGUGGCUUCUUGUCCCCUGACCAUCACCACUUUAACCAUCUUGGCAAACUUGAGGGAUCUUUGGACAUGGACCCCAAGAUUCUUCGGUUCCUCCACACAGUUAAAAAUCCUGUCGUUAACCCUGUACUAUGUAUCACUUCACACUAUUCCAGGUUGAACUCCAUCUGCCACUUCUCAGCUCAGCUCUGCAUCCUGUCAGUGUCCCAUUACAACCUACCAUACUAUCCAGAACUUCACCAACCUCCAUGUCAUCUGCAAAUUAACCCAUCCUUCCAUUUCCUCAUCCAAGUCAUUUAUAAAAUCACAGACAGUGGGGUCCCAGAACAAAUUCCUGAAGUUGCUGGAAACUGACAUGCAGGCAGAAUCUACUACCACCCUCUGCCUUCUGCACGCAAGCCAAUUCUGAAUACAUGCACCUGAGUUUCCCUGGAUCUCAUGCCUCCUGAUUUUCUGAAUGAGCCUACCAUGGAGAACUUCAAAUGCCUUACUAAAAUCCAUAUACACCUCUGCCUUCAACAACUUAUAGAUCUUAGAGAUGUACAAAAUUAUUAGGGAUAUAGAUAGAAUGGAUGCAUGUAGGGUUUUUCCUCUCAGGUUAGGUGAGAAGAACUAGAGGUCAUAGGUUUAGGGUGAAAGAUGAAAUAAAAAGGUGAUUGAGGAGAACAUUCUUCACUAAGGGUGGAAUGAGCUGCUGGUGAAAGUGGUAGACGCAGGUUCAGUUGUAACAUGUAAGAAAGUUUGAAUAAAUACAUGGUUGAGGGGUUUGAAGGAAUAUGGUUGAGAUGGCACUAGGCAGGUCAGUAUGAACUAGAUGUGCGGUAUGCUGUGUAUUUUUCAUUAGUGCAUGAUUUUAUUUAUGCAGGUGUAAAUGAAAGUGAAAAGAAUUACCACAAUUUUAGCCUUUUUAAUGGGAAUUUAAAAUUUGUACAGAUGUAAGUUUGAAAAUUUAUGCUUAUGAUCAGGAUUUCUAAAUGACCUUUCUGUUUUUCCUGCCUAACUUAUGGAUAUUUACUAAUACUAUAUGAUUAAACUUUUCCAUUAAAGCCUGUAAUAAUUUAAGGUACUUAGCACCACAGAUUUCAUGGAUGAAAACCUGGUAGGAGUGUGCACAAUUGACUAUUUACUUUGUUUUAGACUUACUGUGCUACAUCAAGAAUAGUUUGUACAGAACCAAGUGGAGCUAGUCAUUUAGAGACAGUCAAUGGAUUCAAGAUAAGAAAAUAGUUUUAUGACAACUAAAGCUCUUCAAGAAGUAAGCAGAGUCGAUAGAGGGGCAUCUUGUAGACGUAAAGUUGAUUUCAAAGGUCCAAUUUAAUGUCAGAGAAAUGUAUAUAAUAUACAUCUUCAACUGCUUUUUCUUCGCAAAACAUCCAAGAAAACAGAAAUGCCCCAAGGAAUGAACAGUUAUGUGAGAACCCCAAAGUCUCCCCCCUCCUGGGCGUAAGCGGCAGCAUGGCAACGAUACCCCCCCUCCCCCUGGCAAAAAGAAGCGCAUCUACUACCAAGCACAAGUGUGAGCUAGGCAAUAGCAAAGACACAGACCUUGCAGUUACCCCAAAGACUACCGCAUUUCAUCUGGCAUUCGACAAUGCGCCACAUUAAAAGCUGAUAUUCCAAGAGCCGUGGUUUUGGGAAAAGUAUUUAAGCAUGGAAUGAAGCUCUGUUGCAUAGUGGUCAGAAUAAACCUGUAUUUCUCAGGAUGGAAGGAUGUAACUCAGUUCCACAGAUCAGUUGCCUUGGUUACUUUAUAUUUGUAUUGAACUGGGGGGGGGGGUGUUGUAGAGUGCAUUAUAUCUAAAUUUGUCAAUGAUAAUAUAGUAUGUUGGCAGGUACGUUGCAGUGAGGAUAUUUAGACCCUGCAGUGAGAUGUGGGUAUGUUGAGUGAAUACAUGAAAACUUGAUAAAUGUGGCUUAGUGUAGGAAAAUGUAAGGUCAGGCACUUAAGAGGAAUCAGAAGGCAAAUUAUUAAAUAAAUGGAGAAAGACUGUAAUAUAAAGUACAGAGGGAUCUCAGUGUUCUUUGGUGAACAAAUUGCAAAAUUUUAGCAGGCACAAGGGCUACAGUUUAGAAAAAGGAAUUCAUGUUACAAUUGUGCAAGAUAAUUGGUGAGAGUAUUGUGCAUGAUCCCCUUAUUUAAGUUAUACCAGCAUGGAAGUGGUCCAAAAGAAAUUUACUAGCCCUAGUAUCUAGGAAAAGAGUUGUUCCUACCAUGAGUAGCUAAAAAAUAGCCAAGGGAGCACAGUUUCAAUAUGGGAGAAAGUCAUUUAAAACCAAACUGAGUGGGAACUUAGCAUGGUGAAUUUCUGGAAUUUUCUAACAAGGGUAGUGAAGGUUAGAUCAUUGGAUAUAUUUAAAACAAUGAUUUCUCCACGUCAUGAGUGUAACCAGGGAGCUCACGGAUUCAAGUUAACAGUGUCUCUGUUGGAUACAUUGACUGAUCUCCAUUUCCUAUUCAGAUCUCUUCUCAACAUUUUCCCAUGAGGUUGUUUACUGAUUUUUGCUACUUUGUGUGCUUAUACAGAACUUCACUUCUGCUGCCAGUUUCUAUCCUGACUCUCCCUCCUUGAUGUCUAUUUUAAGGAAAUAAAUUAACUACCAACAUCCAUUAUAAACCUACAAUAACUGCACCUUUCUUGACUACACCAACUUUUCCUACCCCCAGCAACCAGUAAGAGUUCCAUUUCAGCCUCCAUGUCAAAUAACUACUGCCCAGGCUUUCUACAACAGUGAUUGUUCAUUUUUCUUAACUAUAGUUUUCCUUCAAAGAUAACUGACAGGGCUCUCAACUGUACCUCCUUGGUUUCUGUACACAGCUGCUCUCGCUAUUCUGUUCUCACCUUCCAGCUCACCAGCUAUUGGUUCAACCUCCAUAAUUUCUUCACCUUCAACAGAAUUCCACCCCUUUCCUCUCUACAAACAGAUCCCCUGCUUCUAAUACCUUCAAAUAAUCCACAUAGUGAAACAGCAACUCACUACCAUUUCCAAAUAACAGUAACCUCUACUAUGGACAAAAAUGUGACCUAGUGCAGAACAGCUGGAAAGCUAAUCCUGAGCUUCCAGUAUCCUGCCACUCUAAUUCUCUGUUCACCAAUCCCACUCUACUCUGCUUUUUAAUCUCCUACAUUGCAGUAAUUUAGUUUUUCUUUACCUGCAUAGAUUCUUAAAAGACAGUGGGAAAUAGGUUUGAAUGAAGCACAGUAUUUAGCCUGAAUGAUAAGCAUGAAUAUUGCUAAAUUUCUA